AUGAGCUUCUCGCUGACCUUCAGAGAGCUGGUCAAUGUGGCCAUCCCGCAGUGUGGCGUGGUCAACUUCAAGGCCCUGCACCUGCUGCUCCAGGCCAUCCUGGACCACGUCCACCUGGCCCAGCUGGAGAAGGUGUUGUCAGGGGAUGAGGACUUCCUGCAGACCUCACCGGCCAGCUUCCUGCCCCGGGAGGCCGACGGCCCACCCACCACCACCACCCCCAUGAAGAGGCUCAGCAACGUCUUCGACCACGUGGUGAGCCGCAUUGACAAGGUGGAGAGCCAGCUGGCCACGCUGCAGGCCCUGCCGUCCACCGCCCAGCUGCUGGAGAGCAGCACCGGCACCCAGCGGCCCAUCGAGGACUUGUACCACCUCAUCAAGCUCCGCAAGAUCGUGGAGGGCAAUGAGGAAGCCAUGGCCAAGUCCAUACAGACCCUGCAGGACUUACUCAGCAACACCUACGAGCUCAAGGUGGCCGUUGAGACCCUCAGGAAGGAUGUGGACGGGCUGCAGGCAGUGUGUGGAAAGAUCCAGCCAGGGAAUCUGGAUGCUUUGCUUAGUAACGCCAAUGCACAGAACCAGAAGGUGAACGUCCUGCACCGGGAAAUGAUGGCUCUCCGGGCUAAGGUACAGUCGAUCCCCACAUCCAAGGACACGGUGCUCUGGACCAGCCUGCACGAGGCCAUGUUCCUGCAGAAAGCGCAGACCCUGGACAAUGACGACCUGUGGAACGUCGCAGGGGAGAUUUCCGGCCUGGUUCUGCCAUUGGACCUGGUUCUGCCAUCGGAUCUGGUUCUUCUGAAGGGCCUGGUUCUGUCAUCGGGCCUGGUUCUGCUGGUGGGCCUGGUUCUGCUGCUGAGCCUGGUUCUGCUGCUGGGCCUGGUUCUGGUUCUGUCAUCGUGCCCGGUUCUGCUGCUGCGCCUGGUUCUGCCCUUGGGCCUGGUUCUGCAGGCCCCCCCACUGGCCAGGGAGCACAGCUCAGUGUGGCCACAGCCAGUGUGGCCACAGACUCUGGACCCCUACCUGCAAAGCAUCUUGGAAGGCCAGGAGGAGGUACCCUCGGAGGGCACAGCAGGACGGGGGCCCCGGGCCAUGGAAGCAGCCCCCACGUCUCCUGUCAGCCUCAAGAAGCUGAAGACCGACGCUAACAUCGCGGCCGCUGCUGCUGUCGCCUAUGCCACUGCCGCCACCUCGGCUGCCCGCGCCGCCCAAGCAGCUGCCCAGGCCAUGCAGAACGCGCCCACCGUGCACCUGGCCGCUGCCACCCCAGCGGCGGGCACCUCGGGGCCCCUCGGGGUGCUCACAGGCUUCCCAGGCGUGGGGGCUGCUCAGGGGGCCACCUACAACCUUGGAGAGGAGGCGGCGCUGAAACAAGAGCCGAGGGACGCAGAGAUGUCCAGUCUCUUGGGCCCUCUGCUGCCUGCCAGGGUCCCUUCCAACCUGGUCAUGUCUCAAACCCUGAAGGCCGCCAGGCAGGCCUCGACCCCUGAGGAGAAGAGGUCGGCUGUCCAGCUGUCCAUGAGUCACCUGGCCCUGAUGCCCAUGCAGCACGAGAGCCUCAAGGACGAGUUUGCCAAGCUGGCCUCCAAGCUGCACCAGCGCGUGAGCUACCUCGCUAACAUGGGCGGCAUGGCUGAGCUCAGCAUGACCCUGGAUGUCCUUCAGGAGAAGAUCAGCAAUCUCUCGAAGUCCAGGAUGAAGGAGGAAGAACUCGAGAGGAUUUGGGGCCACCAGAUGGAAACCAUGAAGGGCCGUUACAUCAUGCUGGACAAAGCAAUGAGCAAGGUCCAGAUUCGUCUGGAAGACUUGAAGGCCAUCUGGACUCAUAUCAAAAAUCUGGAAACGGAAAAGGCUGACAAAAGCCUGGUGGAGAAGGAGCUGAAAGAGAAAGCCGACCGGGGCACUCUGGCCACCAAGGCCAACCGCGCCGAACUAAAGACCCUGUCGUCGGAGGUGAACGAGCUAGUUCAGAGCUUGCUUCUCCGGGUCAUGGCCCACGAGGACAACUGGAAGAAGAGCGUGGAGCAGCUGAGCAGGGAGCUGGGCACCAAGCUGGUUCGCAGCGACCUAGCCGAGCUGAAGGCAGACCUGAACAAGAUCCGGCAGACCCUCAGGAAGGUGAUGGCCGAAGUCUUCCACUUUGACCCCGACAACGCGGCCGGCUUCAGGAGGAAACUCUUUGAGCAAGUGCAGUGCCUCUCCUGUGACCGGUCCUUGGACAUGAUGACCAGCCCGCAUCUCCUCACUGUCCGAAAAGCCCAGCUGCUGUCCAUGCUGCAACCGGUCAGCGCCAACAGCUCUGAGUUUCUGCAGCAGCAGCAGAUGAGGGAACAGCUGCAGGACGUGGGGACCUGUGAGGAUGCCACCCUGAGCACCCCCCAGCACUGGGCUAACAGCCCUGAGAGUCACGCCGGGCCCCUGCUGUCCAUCUACCCCUACGGGGAUCCCAGCGUCAUGGACUAUGACAGGGCCCAGGUGGACAUCCUGGGAGUGGACGGUGUCCUGUACAAAGGCCGCAUGGCCAGUCAGGAGCUGCCCCCCAUGGCUGACGGGGAGAAAGACCUGGCAGGCCGCACCUCAGGCUCCCGUCUUGACUCCGAGGACAUCCUCAUCUCAGACGCACUCAGGGUCUAG
Molecule: messenger RNA, 2634 nt
Organism: Sorex fumeus (smoky shrew)
Lineage: Eukaryota; Metazoa; Chordata; Mammalia; Eulipotyphla; Soricidae
Gene: CUNH16orf96
Product: chromosome unknown C16orf96 homolog
Exons: 17
Coding region: 1-2634 (877 amino acids)
Source: RefSeq, a predicted model, not a curated record